CGCUAGGGUCUGGCAACAUCCCGCUCCCCGCUCACUACAAAAUCGAUUACCUUCAUGAACUUGAUGAAUCUGCUUUGAGUGGUACCACAUCUUUACUCCCCUUUAACCAUGGCAUCUUGUCAGAGAGGCUGUGCUCCCAUUGUGCGCCUCUGCCAGAAAGUCAACCGUCUCAAGACUUUAGAGGAUGACAUGAUGGCCACCUCCCUGAAGCGCUGUCUCAACACCCUGGACUUAACUCUCAUGGGAGUUGGUGGCAUGGUUGGCUCUGGUCUCUAUGUCCUGACUGGCACAGUGGCCAAAAACAUGGUGGGACCUGCUGUCAUUCUGUCAUUUGCAAUUGCGGGAUUUGCCAGUCUCUUGUCUGCACUUUGUUAUGCUGAGUUUGGAGCGCGCAUACCCAAGACGGGAUCCGCCUAUAUGUUUACCUAUGUGUCUGUUGGAGAGGUCUGGGCUUUUCUCAUUGGCUGGAACGUAGUUUUGGAGAAUAUGAUUGGUGGAGCCGCUACGGCCCGAGCAUGGAGUGGUUAUCUGGACUCGGUUUUUAACCAUGCUAUCCAAAACUAUACAGAGUCACACAUUAUGUCCUGGAAUGUCCCAUUUCUAGCCCAUUACCCUGACUUACUAGCAGCAGGAAUUCUUCUUGUUGCAUCUCUUUUUAUUUCUUUUGGGGUCCAAGUGUCAUCAUACCUUAAUCACAUUUUUUCACUUAUAAGCAUGUGCGUCAUUGUUUUUGUCUUGGUUUUUGGCUUCAUGCUUGCUGAGCCUGCAAACUGGAGUCCAAAAGAAGGAGGCUUUGCACCGUUUGGGCUAUCAGGGAUACUGGCAGGUUCAGCUAGUUGUUUCUAUGCAUUUGUGGGCUUUGAUGUGAUUGCAUCGUCCAGUGAGGAGGCCAAGAACCCUCAGAAGGCUAUACCAAUCGCCACUGCUGUGUCUCUGGCAUUGGCAGCAACAGCGUACAUUCUGGUUUCUACAGUGCUUACAUUAAUUGUGCCCUGGUAUUCCCUGGACCCAGAUUCCGCUCUGUCAGACGCCUUCUUCCGUCGUGGUUACAGUUGGGCUGGGCUCAUUGUGGUCAUAGGCUCUCUUUGUGCUAUGAGUACUGUGCUGCUGUGUAACCUGUACUCCCUCCCUCGGAUUAUUUAUGCCAUGGCUGAAGAUGGCUUAUUCUUUUCUUUUUUUGCACGAGUCAAUCCUGUCACCAAAGUCCCUGUCAAUGCCAUUUUAGUUUUUGGUUUUUUUAUGUCUAUUAUUGCCCUAAUAUUUGACCUACAGGCCUUAGUUCAGUUCCUAUCCAUUGGCACACUCUUGGCUUAUACUUUUGUGGCCGCAAGUGUUAUUGUGUUACGCUUCCAGCCUGAAAAAGCAACAGUGAAAAAUGGCAUAUCUCCUAAUGCAAAUGCCGAGCCCUCUCCAGCACCUUCAGAGUCUCAGACUUUCAAAGAGGACAGUGGUGAGCUAAAGCAGUAUGAAUCCUUUUCAGACAAACUCCAGUUGGUGGAAAGGACCAAGGUGAAGGAGAGGCGUGCAGCAGGGCAGCUCAAGGCAUGUUAUGAACCAUAUCUCGGACGUUUUGUUGGAGAUUUUGAACCAGGUGAAGUGGUGGCCUUCUGUGUGCUUAUCCUCCUGGUUAGCGCCGCGUCCCUGUCUGCAGUGCUGACAUUCGGAAAUCAACCACUUGAAUUACCGCUGUGGAGCUUCUCCAUGCUGAUUGUGAUUUUUAGUUUGGCUUUUGUCAUCAGCUUGGCUCUUAUAUGGGCUCACGAGCCACAGAAAGACACCAAAACAUUCCAGGUACCUCUUGUUCCACUGAUUCCAGGGGCCAGUAUCCUUGUCAAUGUUUUCCUGAUGAUGAAGUUCAGUGCAAUGACAUGGAUCAGAUUUGCUGUCUGGAUUGGUAUAGGUCUUGUGGUAUAUUUUGGCUAUGGGAUCUGGCACAGUAAAGAGGGGAGGCGAGAGCUGCAUACCACAGACAUGGCGGCCCGUUACGUGGUGCUCCCCAGUGGCAGUUUAGUGGAAACUGUCCAGUCAGUGCAGCCCGAUGGACAGGUGGAGCCCUCUGGACCCCACGUUAACACAGGGGGCGAAUUUGAAGAGAAGAGAUGAUGUGUCAGAACUAAUAGUCAAAACCACUGCCUGGUUUAACUGGUCGACUCCUAUUCCUUGGCAUUAUGACUAAAGGUGGGUAGAAUAGCCAAAGAGCACAACAGUACUCGGAUACAAGUAAAAUGUAUUUUGGUGAGAAAAUCUACUCUUUUUUUGGAACAAACACAUGCAAUGGCAAAAUAUUUGUAUUUCUUAAAACAAUGCAAAAUAUGAAAAUUUGUUACAUCUUAAUUAAACAACAUAAAAU
Messenger RNA from Periophthalmus magnuspinnatus, 2350 nucleotides. RefSeq names its product solute carrier family 7 member 4 (gene slc7a4). Lineage: Eukaryota; Metazoa; Chordata; Actinopteri; Gobiiformes; Gobiidae. Gene Ontology annotation, molecular function: amino acid transmembrane transporter activity. The transcript has 5 exons. Bases 109 to 2103 code for a protein of 664 amino acids. Gene Ontology annotation, biological process: transmembrane transport; amino acid transport. The record is from RefSeq and is a predicted model, not a curated record. Gene Ontology annotation, cellular component: plasma membrane.